GUUGAUGUUUCGUGACAGUGACGGACUUGUAUUAUUUAAAAAACCGAAUUUGCAAAAUUGGAAAAUAGCAACAAAUGGGUUAGAACUGCUUGAAGUUUUCAAGUACGAAAUGGAAAGCGGAAUGGAAUGUUGUGAAAUCGAACUAACUUAGUGUUACAUAAGGUAUUUACCCCUUCUCGCAACACAAAAAAUUGCAUAACGUUGUUGAACUUUAUUCGAAAAAGCAUCAGUCGGUGGCAGUGAACGAUUCCUGAUAAACAAUCAAGUCUGUGUAACGUUUUACGACGUUUUAAAAUGUCCAAACUAUUUAGAUAUUAUGGUGAAUUGUGUGCCACUCAUCCUUGGGAAGUAAUUGUAGCUGUGCUAACGCUGACAGCAUGUUUUUUGACUGUAGAAAAACAGGUAAUCCCAGUUACACAAAAACAGCCCCCAUGUGUUGGUGGCUGCUUGGAAGAACAAUUUCAUGCUGCUGAUAUGGUCCUCAUGACCGUUAUUAGAUGCCUGGCUAUUAUGUAUAGUUAUCAUCAAUUUCGAAACUUGCAAAAUUUAGGAUCAAAGUACAUCUUAGGGAUUGCAGGCUUGUUUGUUGUGUUUUCCAGCUUCGUAUUUACCUCAACUUUGCUCAGUUUUCUUCACAUCGAUCUUGUGGAUCUCAAAGAUGCUAUGUUUUUCUUCUUACUGCUCAUUGACUUAUCCAAAGCUGCUACUUUAGCACAAUUUGCUUUAACCGCUUCUAGUACGGAGGAUAUAAGUAAGCAGAUAGCUAGAGGAGUGUCUGUCUUGGGCCCCACUUUAACUCUGGAUACACUUGUGGAAACUCUGGUGAUCGGUGUAGGAACACUGUCAGGAGUAAAGAGACUAGAAAUGCUCUCAUAUUUUGCAAGCCUAUCAGUUAUUGUAAAUUAUGUAAUAUUCAUGACAUUCUAUCCAGCCUGUUUAAGUCUCUUAUUGGAGCUUGGCCGGAUUUCCAAUUUUUAUGGAGAAAAACAGCAGUUUAUAAGGAAAAAGUUACUCGAGGAAAAUGACAAAUCGAAUCCUGCAGUGCAAAGAGUGAAAUUGAUAAUGUCGUUUGGCUUAUUAGUGGUUCAUCUGCAUAGUCGCUGGGGAGUUAAUGAUGAGUUUCAAGAGUCAAUUAACAACCUGAAAGAGUCUGUAGAUUGUUCAGAUGAUACGUCCUUCUAUGGUUUUAUGAUGAAACAGUUCGUACUGGGUGCGGAUCAUAUAGUAAUUCUUAUUCUUCUACUAACGUUAAUGAUCAAGUUCAUCUUCUUUGAGCCUAAAGAGCAAUUAAAAGAACAGCUGGAACAAGAUGUUUUAAUUGAACUCAAGAAGGACAUCCAGAGUAAACGAUCUCACAUUCGAACAACAUCAAUAAAUGCCGAAUCUCAGACCGAAGGUCUUCGUUUAGAAUUCCUAGACUUUGAAGAUGGCACUAGUGAUAAAGACACUGAUGUGUCGCGAAGCCUCCAAAGCUGCCUGGAAAUUUAUCGCACUGAUAGUGGAGCUUCUCAACUUUCCGAUAAGGAAAUCAUGAUGCUUGUGGACACUAAACAUAUCCCGGCGUAUAACUUGGAAAAGGCUGUUCAAAACCCGGAAAGAGGAGUGAAAAUUAGACGUAAAAUGAUUGAGAACCAGAUUAAGCAAUCAGUCUUCCAUACUAUGCCUUAUAAAGAUUACGACUAUAGUAAAGUGAUGGGUACUUGUUGUGAAAAUGUUGUUGGGUAUGUGCCGAUUCCUUUAGGAGUCGCAGGACCGUUGCUGCUAGACGACCAAUUUUAUUAUAUUCCAAUGGCCACAACUGAAGGAUGUUUGGUUGCCAGUACAAAUAGAGGUGAGUUUAUCKUUUAUAACUUCUUUAGAAGAUUAGUUUUAAGGGCAAUUUCUAACAUGAAUGCACCGAACAGGUGUCCAAACAAAUGUCUUCGAUUACCUAAURUUUACUAUUUGAUGUUUUCGCUCUUUCGACUAUAAUUUAUUUGGCUUUCU
Messenger RNA from Dendroctonus ponderosae (mountain pine beetle), 1986 nucleotides. Its product is annotated as 3-hydroxy-3-methylglutaryl-coenzyme A reductase-like. Gene Ontology annotation, biological process: sterol biosynthetic process; coenzyme A metabolic process; isoprenoid biosynthetic process. The transcript has a single exon. Gene Ontology annotation, cellular component: peroxisomal membrane; endoplasmic reticulum membrane. Gene Ontology annotation, molecular function: hydroxymethylglutaryl-CoA reductase (NADPH) activity. The record is from RefSeq and is a predicted model, not a curated record. Lineage: Eukaryota; Metazoa; Arthropoda; Insecta; Coleoptera; Curculionidae. The coding region runs from base 295 to 1971 and encodes 558 amino acids.